Toxorhynchites rutilus septentrionalis is the source of this 507-nucleotide messenger RNA. RefSeq lists its product as uncharacterized. The record is from RefSeq and is a predicted model, not a curated record. The transcript has 2 exons. Bases 114 to 470 code for a protein of 118 amino acids. Lineage: Eukaryota; Metazoa; Arthropoda; Insecta; Diptera; Culicidae.
ACGUGGUACGAAUUUAUCGGCACAAUCUGAUCAAGGACGGAGGCAUCAUCAAACGGAAACUACGCGAGAAACUUUUCGAAGAGAUAAAACUGCGCCGCAACACUCGUGUCAAAAUGGACGAGUUGGGCUGGGUGCUGAUGAACCACGAUUUGAUAACACGUAAUGAGUCAAUCCAACAGCAUGCCAAUGGUAAUCGACCAAAUCAUUAUAAAUUCAACAUGGAGCGGUUGCGAAACCUACUGGAGCAGCACGAACAGAACAAUCACACUGAGUUGACUUCCAAAAAGCAAAACAAAUUCCUGCGUAUGCUGGAUGCAAUUUUACAAAACGACAAAGUUUUGAAGGAAAUUAAAGAGAUGGUAGUGGCGAAUCGGCUUCUAUCGGAAAUUCGUUAUGUGACUACGGUGGAAUGUAUGCUGAAACACAAUUUGGGCCCCUCUUUGCGCUGCUGCUUUGUAUGCCGAGAGUAAUUCCGCACUGCCGAUGAGUAUACCAGUCAUUUCGAAA